UCUGAGGUGUAGGCAGUCGGAGGUAUAGGUGGUGGGGGUUGGAAACUUUAGGUCCUCAGAGCCCCCCAUCGCGGCAGGGGUCGGCCCCACUCCUUGCAGGGCUCCAGAGUCCGCGCCCUGCGCCCGCCCUCUACUGCUCCUUAACCCGGCCAGCCUCCACCCAGUCCUAGGCCGAGAUCGAGUCCCGGAGUUCGUCCCUCGUUUGCCCCACAGUUGUCCACCCGUCUGGCGUCAGCCGUGGGUAUCGGCCCCCAAAAUCCUGAGCCAGCUCCUGAUGCAACCACCUCCCGUAUUUCAGGGUACCAGGGCAGGACUGGGUACUUGCCCCACCUGGCAUCAAGGAAACCAAGCAUGUGGCAUAAGGUUUCUAGUUCUAAUGAAGCCAACUACCCACAGUGACCGUCAUCUAACCUCUUUCCUUCCGUUGGCCUCUCUAUCUGAUCUGGCACUCCACUCUGUGAGUGAGCUCAGAGCUGCCCAGUUCUCCCCACUCUCUGCUGAAGCCAGUGCAGAAACAGACCAAACCAUCUUCUCCGCUGACAGCAGAUCUUGGGUGAAGUUUUGAGAAAGAAUUUGAGGCCAGAAAGAGAAGUGAGGAGAAUCAGAUCCCAGACCUUGGAGAAGAGAGAACAAUCCUCUAUCAUAGCCAGUCCAGUACAAAGAGCAGGUUAAGAGUCCUCCUAAGAUAAUAGCCCAGAACACACCUUGUUGCCUCAGCUUUCCAAGGAAUGUGGUCGUGAGGCGGAACACGCAGACUCUGCAGGAAGAGAGCUCUGGGGCCAUGGCCCAGGUCAGCAUUAACAGCGAGUACAACGAGUGGGACUGCAGCGCAGAUGCUGGGGAGCGGGCCCGUCUGCUACAGAGUCCCUGUGUGGACACAGCCCCCAAGAGUGAGGGGGAGGCCUCUACUGGGGGUCAAGACAGAGGCACUACUUCCACACUUGGGGCCGUCUUCAUUGUCGUCAAUGCCUGCCUGGGUGCAGGGCUGCUCAACUUCCCAGCAGCCUUCCGCACGGCCGGGGGUGUAGCUGCUGGUGUCUCACUGCAGAUGGGCAUGCUGGUUUUCAUCAUCAGCGGCCUUGUCAUCCUGGCCUACUGCUCCCAGGCCAGCAACGAGAGGACCUACCAGGAGGUGGUGUGGGCCGUGUGUGGCAAGCUGACAGGUGUGCUGUGUGAGGUGGCCAUCGCCGUCUACACCUUCGGCACCUGCAUCGCCUUCCUCAUCAUCAUUGGGGACCAGCAGGACAAGAUUAUAGCUGUGAUGGCAAAGGAGCCUGAGGGGACCAGCAGCGGCCCCUGGUAUACAGACCGCAAGUUCACCAUCAGCCUCACUGCCUUCCUCUUCAUCCUGCCCCUUUCCAUCCCCAGGGAGAUCGGCUUCCAGAAGUAUGCCAGCUUCCUGAGCGUUUUGGGCACCUGGUACGUCACUGCCAUCAUUAUCAUCAAAUACAUCUGGCCAGAUAAAAAGAUGACUCCAGGGGACAUCCUGACCAGGCCGGCUUCCUGGGUGGCCGUGUUCAAUGCCAUGCCUACUAUCUGCUUCGGAUUUCAGUGCCAUGUGAGCAGUGUGCCCGUCUUUAACAGCAUGCAGCGGCCUGAAGUGAAGACCUGGGGUGGGGUGGUGACAGCAGCCAUGGUCAUAGCCCUUGCUGUCUACAUGGGCACAGGCAUCUGUGGCUUCCUGACCUUUGGAGCAGCUGUGGAUCCCGACGUGCUCCUGUCCUACCCCUCAGAAGACAUGGCUGUGGCUGUUGCUCGAGCCUUCAUCAUCCUGAGCGUGCUCACCUCCUACCCCAUCCUACACUUCUGUGGGCGGGCGGUGGUCGAAGGCCUGUGGCUGCGCUACCAAGGGCUGCAGGUGGAGGAGGACGUGGGGCGGGAGCGGCGGCGGCGAGUGCUACAAACGCUGGUCUGGUUCCUGCUCACCCUGCUGCUGGCGCUUUUUAUCCCUGACAUCGGCAAGGUCAUCUCUGUCAUCGGAGGCCUGGCUGCCUGCUUCAUCUUCGUCUUCCCAGGGCUAUGCCUCAUUCAAGCCAAACUCUCUGAGAUGGAGGAAGUCAAACCAGCCAGCUGGUGGGCGCUGGUCAGUUACGGAGUCCUCUUGGUCACCCUGGGAGCCUUCAUCUUCGGCCAGACCACAGCCAACGCCAUCUUUGUGGAUCUCUUGGCGUAAACACUGCCUCCCAGGGGACACAUGGCCUUUCCCAUUAGGUCUAGGAGCCCAUGUCCUAGAGUUCUGUGGCCAUCCUAAAUCCAGCUGGUGGAAUGACAUCUGGACAACCUUUUCUAGAGACAGUUCUGGGACAGAAUCAGGCACCUGUGGACAGCUCAAAUUCCAGAUCUCUUCUGCCCCCCAGUCCUGACAGUGCCAGGAUGGUAGCAGGAGAUCUCACAUCCCCAAGGAAUCUUUUAUCUCUCCCCAACUCUGGACUUGUCCAUGCCUGGAACUCAUGGAUAAAGACUCAUUCUCAGAAGAAAGAGCCCCAUCCAACUUCUCUCCGAAGAAAGAUUGUGGGAAAGGAGUCCUUGUCCUGUAUGGGGGUUGUGCCGAUUACGCCAGGGCUCAGUGCCUGCUCCAGAUCAUCAGCACCCAUAGCCAGCAGUGGCUUCCUCUGAGAUCUGGCACUUUAUGAACGUAGCAUUGAUGUCAGACUAAUGCACAGAGGCAGGUUGAUCAGACCUUGUUUAUUCCCUCCCAGGCCCUCAGUGAGCCUGGAAGCCUCUUUCCCAUGGCUAAUCGACAUCUUCCAAGCUUUUAGCCUCCCCAGCCUCUCUCUUUCUCCAAGUCUGAUGAUCCAGGCUAAGCAUUCCUUUCCCCAGAUAAUCACCAAGUGUAAUGUUUACAAACGGUGCCAGCCCGGCUCCGAGCCUAGGGCCGUCCCGUGCAUGGUGCUGUGAGUAUUCUCCGUUAGCUUCCCCACAGGUUGAGGGCGGGGGGAGUCUGCUUUCUUCUCCCAGAGAAGCCCUUUACAGAGGCUCGCAGGUGGGUGAUGGAGAGAAUGAGAACCUCAGACCCUCUAUGGAGGCUGGCUGACUGGCCAGGAUCAGGGUGAACCUCUCUGACGUCUUCCUUUGCAGUGACUACUUGUCUUCUCCCUGCCACUCCUCUUCCCCACUCCCCAGCCAACCCCGGUGUGAUGCUCCAGAGAGAAAAAAAGGCAGCUGGGUUGUCACCGGUGGUACAACUUAGGCACCAGUCACGCUGACCUGGAAGUUUCCUUCUAAUUUGGAUCUUGUCUACCCUUCACCUCAUGCCUUCUUUAGUUGUCUGUAGCUCAGUCUCCCACUCAUAUAUGUGGAGUUGGGAUUGCCAAACUCCCUCAUCAGCUCCCUCAGCUCCACAUGUCCAUCAGGCCUGGCUUCAGCUGCCUGUUGGUCACCUUGAGGUUGCACCUAGAUUGUUGCCCCCGGCAGGGUAAGGAGGGACAUAGUUUUCUGCCUCCAUAUUCCUGAUGUGACCACCUUGGACCUUCUACAGUCCCCAGACUUUGGCCAAUCCCAGGCACCAAUGGGAAGCCUAUCCUUCUCCACCUGGAGCAUCAAGCAUUUCCUUGGUCUCUUCUGUCCAAAACCUCUACUGGGGGUGAGAAGGACCCUAACCCCCAGCAACCCACCCCUCUGGGCAGUCCUACCUAGAAGCAGAGACUGACUGGAGGCUACUCACUGGACAAACUGCCUUCUCACAUCCCCCUGGUCCCCAUCCCAAUCUGUCCUGAGCUGUGUCCCCUCGGCCUCCUGCAGUCUCUGGGCCUUGCUGGAGCCCAUCCUGGACAAGGCUAAGAGUGCAGCCUCUGGAGCUGUAUUUCAGGGAUGGGAGCGAGGGUGGUGUGUGAAGGGUGUCAUUGCAGGGCCAGUUGAUGAAAAGAUGAGGAAUCCAGCCUUUUGGCCUAAGCUCAGGAGCCGCCUCCCACCUUCUCCCCAGCCAGCUCCCUGUCAGGGUAUUUCACUGUUUCUUUUCUCUUGUGCACACUCAGAGAAGAAAGGAGGUGGUGAAUAAAAGGGACUUGGGCUGCUGA
Messenger RNA from Tupaia belangeri chinensis (Chinese tree shrew), 4016 nucleotides. It is a transcript of the gene SLC38A7, whose product is annotated as solute carrier family 38 member 7. Gene Ontology annotation, molecular function: L-asparagine transmembrane transporter activity; L-glutamine transmembrane transporter activity. Gene Ontology annotation, cellular component: membrane. The record is from RefSeq and is a predicted model, not a curated record. NCBI's taxonomy places the organism in Eukaryota, Metazoa, Chordata, Mammalia, Scandentia, Tupaiidae. Gene Ontology annotation, biological process: amino acid transmembrane transport. Bases 782 to 2173 code for a protein of 463 amino acids. The transcript has 11 exons.